Molossus molossus (Pallas's mastiff bat) is the source of this 204-nucleotide messenger RNA. Its product is annotated as dynein light chain 1, cytoplasmic-like. Gene Ontology annotation, biological process: microtubule-based process; cilium assembly. The transcript has a single exon. The record is from RefSeq and is a predicted model, not a curated record. Gene Ontology annotation, cellular component: cytoplasmic dynein complex. Gene Ontology annotation, molecular function: dynein intermediate chain binding; dynein light intermediate chain binding. NCBI's taxonomy places the organism in Eukaryota, Metazoa, Chordata, Mammalia, Chiroptera, Molossidae. The coding region runs from base 1 to 204 and encodes 67 amino acids.
AUGCCAAUAUGUCUGUUGGAGGAGAUGCAACAGGACUCCAUGGAAAGUGCUUCCCAGGCACUGGAGAAAUAUAACAUAGAGCAGGAUAUUGCAGCCCAUAUUAAGAAGGGGUUAACAAGAUGUACAACCCCACCUGGCAUCUUGGGGAGGAACUUCAGUAGUUACAUCACACGUAAAACCAAACACUUCAUUUGCUUCUACUGA